AUGAGCCACUCUAAAGUUAAUUCUCAGCGGAGUUUGAUGAAGAAGGAGCUACAAUCUAUUCUUACUGGUAUCCAGGAUCUUUCAGUUAAAAUGAAUAAACUUGAGAUCAAACUGGACAAUAUAAAAGAAGACUGUAAGAAACAACUGGAUUUAUUAAAUGAAAUUAUUAAGAAAGAAUCACUUAGAAAACCUAUAGUGGAGAAGAUAAGGAGAAACCGUAUCAACAGUAGCAUUCAACAGCUAAAGGAGUUAUUAGAAAAAGAGUUCAAGAGAAAAGAGCCCAGUUCAAAACUGCAGAUAGCAGACAUCAUGGAAAUGACUGUCAAUGUUUUGAGAAAGCACAACCAAAGUCAGGAAAAAGCUGCAGGAUCAUUGGAGAACAGCUCCCAUCAACAUUUCAGAAAUGGUUAUGGCAGAUGUUUACAGAAAACACUUGCUUUUCUUUCCUUACAUGAUCCUAACACAGAAGUUAAAACUCUGUUGCUGAAUCACUUCCUUCAGAUUCAGGCUGUAGAUGCAGAUGUGCAUUCUGCUUCUGUUCCUCCAGCAUCUCCUUCAGGUCAACAUCUGCAUCAGCAGGACAUUAUAUCUCCACCACAAUCUCCUUUAUGUCAACAUCUUCUAACCAAGGACACUCUGAACAGCACCAGAAUGUUAUGGAGACCCUGGUAAAGAAGGAAACAUGGUGUAAUAAGCACUUCUCAAACUAGAAGAAAAUGAGGCUUCAUGAGAUUCUACAUCUCCUCUUCAUGUAGAAAACUAGGAUUUUCCUGAAUAAACUGACUGCAAUAGUUUGAAGCUGUUUCCUUCAAAUUGAAGGCUCUCAAUUAAUGGUUGAGUGGUUAUUUGCAUUGUUGUGAGAUAAUGUUACACCGGUAACUAUUAUAGUACUAUAAAGUGUAAAGUGUGUCCUUCUUAUUAAAGGAGCACAGUAUUAUGUAAUCAUUACUGUGUUAUCUAUAACGUUUAUAGGAUAUUUAGAGCUAAAUAAACUGAUUAUAUCAGUGAAGUAUGUGCUACAUGUAGGAGUGAAACUCCAUCUACUUUUAUGAAACACACUGCUUUUGAAGCCUAGGGAAGAUAUUGUUAUAUAAGAUCUACACCAUCUUCAGGAAGGAAAUUUGGAUUUCCCUGAAGGCUUACAUUUCUAAACCAAUUACAUUAGUUUGUAGCUGUUUCCUUUAUACUGAAGGCUGCUAAUGAAGGAUUGAGUGGUUACUUGCAUUUUUCUGAGAUAAUAUUAUACCAGCAACUAUUUAUUAAUAUAUAAAGUGUAAAGUGCGUCCCUCCUAUUGAAGGUGUACAAUAUUAUGUUAAUAUCCUUAGUGUAUUAUCUAUAAUUUUUAUUUAAUGAUUAGAGCUAAACAAACUGGUUAUAUCAGCGAAUCAUCUACUAAAUGUAGGAGUGAACCUCCAUCUAUUAUUAUAAAACAUUAUUUUGGUUUUGACUUUCGCAUUUAUUGGAGAGUAGUACAGUUUAUGAAGUGCUUUUCUGUACUGUAUCCAAGUUAAAGGAAGUAACAUUACAUAUUUUCAUGUAUGCUGUUGUUUACUACAUAAUACUUUACUGAAUGUAGCAGAAGAAUGCUGUACCAAUCCUACAGCAAAGUACAACCCUUUCCUCAUUGUUAAGUAGUCCUAAAAAUGUACUGCCUGAAUUGAAAUGUAUUCCAUAGAAUGGAAAACUUAAGGAUACAAUAUGUUAUAUUCUACAGACUGAAAUCCACCAGAAAAAUGACUAGGAAAGUCCAGUGUAAAAUGUGUUUGAGAUUCAGUUAACUAACAAGUA
Molecule: messenger RNA, 1789 nt
Organism: Protopterus annectens (West African lungfish)
Lineage: Eukaryota; Metazoa; Chordata; Ceratodontiformes; Protopteridae
Product: transcription factor HES-5-like
Exons: 3
Coding region: 1-672 (223 amino acids)
Biological process (GO): regulation of neurogenesis; anterior/posterior pattern specification; regulation of transcription by RNA polymerase II
Cellular component (GO): nucleus
Molecular function (GO): protein dimerization activity; DNA-binding transcription factor activity, RNA polymerase II-specific; RNA polymerase II cis-regulatory region sequence-specific DNA binding
Source: RefSeq, a predicted model, not a curated record